AUGGGCUUGCGACAGGCGGAUUAUCCAACGAAGACGGAUUGGACUUGGACGGACGGCACACCAUUUGAUUACAAGAACUGGGCUCCCAAGCAGCCCGACAACGAUCAUGGUACGGAGCACUGCGCCCAGAUAUACAGCGACUACACUGGAAAGGAUCCGACAAAGGACAACAGUUAUCGGCACUGGAACGACAUUCCGUGUGCAACGACCAUGAGAGCUUUUGUUUGCAAAAAAGCGGCUUUGCAUUGA
This is a messenger RNA of Ostertagia ostertagi, 249 nucleotides long. The record is from the annotation of a GenBank genome assembly. Lineage: Eukaryota; Metazoa; Nematoda; Chromadorea; Rhabditida; Trichostrongylidae.